UAUAAAAAAACCCUAAAUCACCAUUUCCAUCCCAGAAUAAUAAUAUAUAGCAGUAAUAAUAAACACCUCUUUCAGCCUCCUCUCUUAUCUUCUCUCUGCGUUUCGCCCCAUCUCCUUUCUCAGUAACAGUCCUUUUAAAAACACAAAAAAGGAAACCUGUUCAUUGAGAUAAAAAAUAUAUAUAUAUUCGAUAUAUAAUUAAUAAAAAUGGGAUUCCUCCAUAAGCUGUGGGACGAAACGCUAGCAGGGCCAAUGCCCGAAUCAGGGCUGGGCAAACUGCGAAAGUAUGAUUCAUUCUCAGGUGCAACAGGCGCACCGCGAUCAUCUCCAGAACCUGUUUUUCCUCAUCAUAAUGAGGAUCUGCCUAUCACUCGAAGCAUUACAAUUCUUAGAACUAAUUCCAAUAAUUUCAAGAACAUUUCUCUUGAUCCUGGUUCGGCUCCUGACUCGCCUUGCACUCCUCGCACCCCUUCCACUCCUCGCACCCCUUCCACUCCUCGCAACCCUUUUUCGCCUGGAACACCAAGCGGGGAAUUCAAGAGAUUGACAAGGAGAAAAUCAUCUAUGGAUGCAUUCGGACCGCGCUGACACUAGAAGAUUGUGACGAGUGUUUUGGAUCGUUGAGAGAGGAAAAAUUGACGAUUUUGCUUUAAGAAUCGGCAACAAUUAAUUAUAUUUUUAAUUAAACUCUUGUAAAUACAGAACUUCUCUGUUGUAAUUAUCAUCAUAUAAUAUAUAUCUAUAUCUUAAUUAAUACCCAGAAUAAGAACCAAACUGUUGCUUCCAGAAGUUCGUGAGAGAGGAAUAAUGGAGUAGGAAAACCGGCCGGCUCUCCUGAUAUGGAUUUGAGCUACAGAGCUGUUACCUUCACCAUAUGUAUAUUUUUGUUGGGGUGUUUGUAUUCUUUUUUUUUUCUUUUCUUUGUAAUAUGGUUUUGCUGUUCUUGUGCAUAGCAUUUGGACCGACCAUGUAUGUAUUAUAUAGAUUGUCCUCUUUCAAUCAAACUUAAUUGAAGAUUAUUAUUAUUUAUUAUUGCUA
Molecule: messenger RNA, 1038 nt
Organism: Jatropha curcas
Lineage: Eukaryota; Viridiplantae; Streptophyta; Magnoliopsida; Malpighiales; Euphorbiaceae
Product: Dormancy/auxin associated family protein
Source: RefSeq, a predicted model, not a curated record